AUGCAAUCCUCAUAUCGCAUCACGGCAGCCAUUAGCAUCAGCUUUCCCAAGGCCGAGGAGGAGGUCCUCCAGCUCUGGCGGGAUGUGGAUGCGUUCCAGACACAACUGCGCCUGACCCAGGAGGGCCCCCGGUUCACCUUCUACGAUGGACCGCCGUUUGGUCUUCCUCACUAUGGCCAUCUUCUCGCUUCAACCAUCAAAGACAUAAUCCCUCGAUACUGGUCCAUGAACGGACACCAUGUUGUGCGGCGGUUCGGUUGGGACACCCAUGGCUUACCAAUCGAGUACGAAAUCGACAAGAAGCUCGGAAUCUCUGGCAGAGAUGCGGUCAUGCAGAUGGGGAUUGAGAAAUACAAUGCUGAGUGCAAAGCCAUUGUGAUGAAGUACUCUGGAGAAUGGCGCAGGUUUAUCGAGCGUCUUGGCCGAUGGAUUGAUUUCGACAACGACUACAAGGUUGUUAUCGUCGCCUUCAUGUCUAUGGAUGUGACUUUUAUGGAGUCGUGUUGGUGGGUUUUCAAGCAGCUUUACGACAAAGACCAGGUCUACCGCGCUUACCAGAUCAUGCCGUUCUCUACAGCGCUAUGCACUCCACUCAGUCAGAUGGAGGCAAAGCAGAACGAAAAGUCAACCCUCGAUCCGGCUGUUGUGGUCUCGUUUCCUCUGGUCAAUCGCCCUGAACACGAGAGCACGUCGUUGCUCAUCUACACAACCACUCCGUGGACGCUACCUUCCAACAUGCUGAUUGCAGUUAACCCUUCGUUCGAGUACGCCAAAAUUCUUGAUGAGAAGUCAGGGAUGUACUUCAUCAUUUUGGAAUCACUCCUCUCCAGUCUUUACAAGGAUCUGAAGAAAGCAAAAUACAAGGUUGUUGCCAAGAUUCCUGGAAAAGACAUGAUUGGAUGGAAGUACGAGCCUCUGUUCAGAUAUUUUGCCAAUGACUUUUCGGAUUGCUUCGAGGUCAUCGGUGCGGACUAUGUGGAAGCUGGUGAAGGCACGGGCCUGGUACACCAAGCACAGGCAUUCGGACAAGAAGACUACGACGCUGCGAUCGCCGCAGGAUUUUUCGGCCCCGGGCGCCUCCCCCCUGCCCUGUUGACGACAAGGGUUGUUUCACGCAUGAGGUCCCCGAAUAUGUCGGACAGCAUGUCAAGAAAAGCCGUUUCUUCCUGGUUCAUCAAGGUCACCAACGACACGGACGCCAUGCUGCAAAACCUGGACAAGACUACAUGGGUACCUCAGUUUGUCAAAGAUAAGCGGUUCGCAAACUGGGUUGCCAACGCUCACGAUUGGAACGUCUCGAGGAAUCGCUACUGGGGCACUCCGAUUCCCUUGUGGGUCAGCGAGGACUAUGAAGAAAUCGUCUGCGUUGGCAGCAUCGAAGAACUGAAGCGCUUGAGUGGUUACGAGGGCCCCUUGGACGAUUUGCAUCGCGACAAAGUCGAUGGAAUCACGAUACCUUCCAGUAAAGGCAAGGGUACUCUUCGCCGAAUUGACGAAAUAUUCGAUUGCUGGUUCGAGUCUGGGAGCAUGCCCUAUGCUUCAAACCAUUACCCCUUCCAAGAUAAGGAUAAGUUUGAGCAAAGUGGAUUUCCUGCCGACUUCAUCGCAGAAGGUCUUGAUCAAACAGGCGGGUGGUUCUACACCCUCUCCGUCCUGGGAAACAAACUUUUUGGCACCUCAAGGUUCCGGAACUGUAUCGUCAACGGUUUGGUUUUGGCAGAGGAUGGCAAAAAGAUGUCGAAGUCUCAAAAACUACCCCGACCCGACGGCGUUGUGAGAGCGGAACCUUUGCGCUUCAAGGAGGCCGGAGUCAAGGACAUUGUAUCUCGAGUCCUUCUUCCCCUGUGGAAUAGCUAUCGCUUUUUCUCAGAGCAGGCAGCCCUGUUCAACAAGACCGAAGGGACAAGCUUCGUCGCCGACUCGGGUUUCUUCUCAGCCGGCAACCUGAACGUCAUGGAUCGGUGGAUAUUAGCUGACUGCCAAAGCUUGUUAAGGUUCAUGGAGGAAGAAAUGCGAAGCUACCGCCUGUACACGGUGGUACCGCGAUUACUCCAGGUCAUCGACAACUUGACCAAUUGGUACAUCCGCUUCAAUCGCAAGCGGCUCAAGGGUGCGGCUGGCCUCGGAGUCGAGGACACUCGGACGGCCCUCAACACCCUCUUCCAGGUCUUGUUCACGGUUGUGCGUGCCAUGGCACCCUUCACGCCCUUCAUUACAGAGCACAUCUAUGGAGAAGAGCUGUUCGAUCCUGUGAUUGAGCGUCAAAUUGCAGCAAUGCAGAAGGUUAUCCAGCUAGCUCGGGCUGCCAGAGAACGCCGCAGCAUCAGUCUCAAGACGCCUCUGUUGUCUCUCGUCGUCAUUGCAGACGCCCAGUUUAUUGCUGACGUGGACGCCCUCAAGGGCUACGUUGCUGAUGAAUUGAACGUGAGAGAGGUCAUCCUCACCGGUGACGAGGAGAAGUACAACCAACAUUCACCUGGAAGCACGAAAUUGCGCCAGUACCAGAAAGACAAGAAGAUCACAGUGGGAGGCAUCGAGCUUGACGAGAAUGAUCUCACAACUGUGCGCGUGCUCGCCAAGGACGAUGCGGGGCCAAAAGCAGACGAAGGGCCACAAUCGGAACCUUCGUUCGACCAGGAUGUCGUAGUGUUACUCGACGCUGCCUCCCAUCCAGAACUUGCUGACGAAGGUCUCGCACGCGACAUUGUGAAUCGAGUACAAAGGCUGCGCAAAAAGGCGGGGCUUGUCCCGACAGACGACGUUCGGAUGCAGUAUAACGUCGUCGAGAACCCCGAUGGAACGGACGUGGAGGGCUUGAUGAGGAACCGUGAUGCAAUGUUCAUGGGUGCGCUUCGUGGACAUCUCGAGCCGACACCUGCGGAUACAGCUGGCAGUGACGCCAUCAUAGAGGAGGAUCACGCUCUUGGCAAUCUCGUUCUAAGAUUCCGUCUUGUAGCGCUUGAGGAACGUUGUUAA
Pyricularia pennisetigena is the source of this 2976-nucleotide messenger RNA. RefSeq lists its product as uncharacterized. The record is from RefSeq and is a predicted model, not a curated record. Gene Ontology annotation, molecular function: ATP binding; tRNA binding; aminoacyl-tRNA deacylase activity. The transcript is spliced from 9 exons. The coding region runs from base 1 to 2976 and encodes 991 amino acids. Gene Ontology annotation, biological process: isoleucyl-tRNA aminoacylation. NCBI's taxonomy places the organism in Eukaryota, Fungi, Ascomycota, Sordariomycetes, Magnaporthales, Pyriculariaceae.